Messenger RNA from Podarcis muralis (Common wall lizard), 6720 nucleotides. RefSeq names its product kinesin family member 21A (gene KIF21A). Gene Ontology annotation, molecular function: ATP binding; microtubule motor activity; microtubule binding. Gene Ontology annotation, cellular component: microtubule associated complex. Gene Ontology annotation, biological process: mitotic spindle organization; microtubule-based movement; spindle elongation. The record is from RefSeq and is a predicted model, not a curated record. Lineage: Eukaryota; Metazoa; Chordata; Lepidosauria; Squamata; Lacertidae.
GGCAAGCGCGCGGCUCCGCCUGGGAGCCCUCGGCCGAGAUGGGCCCGCGAGCUGCUGAGGCGAGCGGGGAGGGCGGGCUUGAUUACGCAUUGCGGCUGCAGAAAAGCUGAAGUUGCCGCCGCCCGGGCACAGCCAGAGAGAGACAGACAGACAGCCAAGCCGCGCGCCUGGUGCAGAGCGAGGCGACUGCUGGUCGGGGAGGCGGGCUGACGAAGGGGCAGCGGCCCGGAGCCAGGAGGGAGGGCAGGAGGGCUGGCUAAACCCAGCGCCGCUCCGCCUCGAGGGGCCGGGAGCGCAACGAGCGGCGGUGGGCGGAGUGUCAGCCCUCUCCGCCGCCGCCGCUGCUGCUUGGCUGCUACCUAUUCAUUCAGCCAGUCAGUCACCUAAAAUGGCUGGAGAGACGAGAAGGUGGAGGAGGCGCCGGAGGUGAGGCGCGCAGCUCCCUCGGGCCGCCUCCCCGCCGAACAGCGGCUCCCGCCUCCUCCGCUCGUCCCUUCUCACCUUGGGUUUCCGUGCGCAAUUCGAAUUAAAUGACACGCUUUUUCUCCCGAGCCCGCCGCGCCUCCCAGCUCUGAGCCAUGUCGGCCGGCCAAGACGAGAGCUCCGUCCGGGUUGCUGUCAGAAUCAGACCUCAACUAGCCAAAGAAAAGAUUGAAGGAUGCCAUAUCUGCACAUCUGUCACACCUGGAGAACCUCAAGUGUUCCUGGGGAAAGAUAAGGCCUUCACCUUUGAUUAUGUAUUUGAUAUUGAAUCCCAGCAAGAAGAAAUCUAUAUACAGUGCAUAGAAAAACUGAUUGAAGGCUGCUUUGAAGGAUACAAUGCUACCGUGUUUGCUUAUGGGCAGACAGGAGCCGGUAAAACAUACACCAUGGGGACCGGAUUUGAUGUUAACAUAAUGGAAGAGGAACAGGGCAUUAUACCACGAGCUGUAAAACACUUGUAUAAAUGUAUUGAAGGAAAAACGCACGCAGCUAUUCAACAAGGGGUUCCACCUCCAGAGUUUAAAGUGAAUGCUCAGUUCUUAGAGCUUUACAAUGAAGAAGUCCUUGAUCUCUUCGACACAACGCGUGACAUGGAUUCAAAGAACAAAAAAUCAAACAUAAAAAUCCACGAAGAUUCAGCGGGUGGAAUAUACACAGUGGGGGUCACAACACGGACUGUAAAUUCAGAAUCUGAGAUGAUGCAAUGUUUGAAGCUGGGCGCUUUAUCUCGAACCACGGCCAGCACUCAGAUGAAUGUUCAGAGCUCCCGUUCACAUGCCAUCUUCACUGUCCACUUGUGUCAAACGAGAGUUUGCCCUCCAAUUGAUGCGGACAACAUGACAGAUAACAGAAUGAUAUCGGAGUCAUCUCAGCUAAAUGAGUUUGAAACCCUUACUGCUAAGUUUCAUUUUGUGGAUUUGGCAGGGUCCGAACGAUUGAAGCGCACAGGGGCCACUGGGGAGAGAGCAAAAGAAGGCAUUUCCAUCAAUUGCGGACUACUGGCGUUGGGCAACGUAAUAAGUGCACUGGGAGAUAAGAGCAAGAGGGUCACUCACGUACCAUACAGAGAUUCAAAAUUAACACGACUGUUGCAAGACUCCCUUGGAGGAAACAGCCAAACCGUCAUGAUCGCCUGCGUAAGCCCCUCAGAUAGAGAUUUCAUGGAAACCUUGAACACUUUGAAGUAUGCCAACCGGGCACGAAAUAUCAAGAACAAGGUGAUGGUUAAUCAGGACAGGGCUAGCCAGCAGAUUAAUGCUCUGCGGAGCGAGAUCACGCGGCUCCAGAUGGAACUCAUGGAGUAUAAAACGGGCAAAAGGAUUAUUGAUGAGGAAGGUAUGGAAAGCGUUAAUGACAUGUUUCAUGAAAAUGCCAUGCUGCAAACAGAAAACAACAACCUCCGAGUCAGGAUAAAGGCAAUGCAAGAGACUAUUGAUGCACUGAGAGCCCGAAUCACACAGCUUGUGAGUGAUCAGGCCAACCAGGUCCUUGCCAGAGCAGGAGAAGGUAAUGAAGAAAUCAGCAACAUGAUUCAUAACUACAUCAAGGAAAUUGAGGAUCUCAGGGCAAAACUACUGGAAAGUGAGGCAGUGAAUGAAAAUCUUCGGCGCAACUUGUCGAGAGCCUCAACGAGGUCCACGUACUUUGGUGGCCCCUCUGCGUUUUCUGCUUCGAUGCUUCCCUCCGAUAAAGAGACAAUCGAGAUUAUUGACUUAGCGAAAAAAGACUUGGAAAAACUGAAGAAAAAAGAAAAGAAGAAGAAGAAGAGGCUGCAGAAACUUGAGGAAAGCAGUCAAGAAGAAAGAAGUACUGUUAAAGAGGAGAGCACAGACAAUGAGCAGGAGAAGAGGGACGAAAAGGGCGCUUCUGAAAGAGAGAAUAAUGAACUGGAAGCAGAAGAAGGUCAGGAGCUUAGUGACCGUGAAGAUGACGAGGAAGAUGACGAGGAAGAUGAAGAUGACAUGGAAGUUGUGGAAAGCUCGGAUGAUUCCGAUUCUGAUUCUGAUGAAAAAGCAAGCUAUCAGGCAGACCUAGCAAACAUCACAUGUGAAAUUGCCAUAAAACAGAAGCUGAUAGAUGAACUGGAAAACAGCCAACGAAGACUUCAGACCUUAAAAAGACAAUAUGAAGAGAAGCUAAUGAUGCUACAACAUAAGAUUCGAGAUACCCAACUUGAAAGAGAUCAGGUGCUUCAAAAUCUGGGUUCGGUGGAAUCUUGCUCAGAAGAAAAGGCAAAAAAGGUUAAAACGGAGUAUGAAAAGAAGCUCCAAUCCAUGAAUAAAGAGCUGCAGAGGCUUCAGGCUGCUCAGAAAGAACAUGCACGAUUACUUAAAAAUCAAUCUCAGUAUGAAAAACAACUGAAAAAAUUGCAGCAGGAUGUGGCAGAGAUGAAGAAAACAAAGGUUCGUCUUAUGAAGCAAAUGAAAGAAGAGCAAGAGAAAGCCAGGAUGAAUGAAUCUAGAAGAAAUAGAGAGAUUGCUCAGCUGAAAAAGGAGCAACGAAAACGAGAGCAUCAGCUAAAACUUCUGGAGGCUCAGAAGAGGAAUCAGGAAGUUGUUCUGCGCCGGAAAACAGAAGAGGUUACAGCUCUUCGUCGGCAGGCAAGACCUUUGUCUGAUAAGGUGGCUGGGAGGGCAAGUCGGAAGCUGAGUCUGCCUGAGCAGGCGAAUCACGAACCAAGUUCUAGUGUGUCAUCAGUAGACAAUGAAGGAUCGAGAGCAGCGUCACAGCAGAAGAUGCGGAUACCCGUAGCAAGGGUCCAAGCAUUGCCAGCAGCCACGACCAAUGGAACCAGGAGUAAAUAUCAAAGGAAAGCAAUGACCACAAGAGUUUAUACCUCCAAGGGAGCGAGAAUGAAGUGGCAGUUACUCGAACGGAGGGUGACUGAAAUCAUUAUGCAGAAAAUGACCAUAUCCAAUAUGGAGACUGACAUGAAUAGACUACUUAAGCAACGUGAAGAACUUACCAAAAGGAAAGAGAAGCUUUCCAAAAGGAGGGAGAGAGUUAUCAAAGAAGGUGUCCCAGAGACCGAUAAAAACAUCCACAACAUCAAUGAAGAGAUGGAGUCACUGACUGCAAAUAUAGAUUACAUCAAUGACAGUAUUUCUGACUGUCAAGCAAAUAUCAUGCAGAUGGAAGAAGCAAAGGAAGAAGGAGAGAUUCUGGACGUCACUGCGGUAAUCAAUGCCUGCACUCUAACAGAAGCUCGGUAUCUACUUGACCAUUUCCUUACAAUGGGCAUUAAUAAGGGUCUCCAAGCAGCUCAGAAGGAAGCUCAGAUUAAAGUACUUGAAGGACGCCUCAAACAAACAGAAAUUACCAGUGCAACGCAAAACCAGCUGCUGUUUCACAUGUUGAAAGAGAAGGCAGAAUUAAAUCCUGAACUUGAUGCUCUACUAGGCCAUGCCUUGCAAGACCUAGAUAGCGUUCCGCUGGAAAAUGUGGAAGAUAGCACUGAUGAAGAUGCUCCUUUGAAUAGCCCCGGGGCAGAAGGAAGUUCUUUAUCUUCAGACCUCAUGAAGCUUUGCGGCGAAGUCAAGCCUAAAAACAAGGCCCGCCGUAGAACGACGACCCAGAUGGAAUUGCUUUAUGCUGAUAGCAGUGAGCUAGCCAGUGAUAUAACCCUUGAAGUCAGUGCAGACAGCACGGCUAUGGCUGGCCCUCUUCCGCCUGUUGCAGAAGCUCAGGAAGGUGCAGUGAACAUUGACCUGAGAGAGCCUGCUGUUAGGGACAGGGAGGCCUCGCAGGCAGCCUUGCCUUCUAAGACUGGCGGCAUGUCUAGGCAGUCAUCUCUGACAGAAAAGAAACUACCAGAACCCUCACCUUUAUCAAAGAGAAAAACCUAUGAGAAAUCUCCAGAUAAACCAAAGUCAAAAGAGCAAAAACACUCAGAUUCUGGAACCUCAGAGGCUAGUCUGUCACCUCCUUCCUCCCCACCAAGCCGGCCCCGUAAUGAACUGAAUGUUUUUAGUCGUCUCACUGUUUCUCAGGGAAACACAUCAGUUCAGCUGGAUAAGUCUGAUGAAAGUGAUUCCUCUCUCUCGGAGGUACACAGAGGCAUAAUCAACCCAUUCUCUUCGUCCAAAUGCGUCAGAUCUUCUCCAAUUCAUUGUAUCCACAUUGCUGAAGGUCAUACGAAGGCUGUGCUUUGUGUCGAUUCUACUGACGACCUCCUCUUUACAGGAUCAAAAGAUCGCACAUGUAAAGUAUGGAAUUUGGUGACUGGACAGGAAAUAAUGUCUCUGGGUGGUCAUCCGAACAAUGUAGUAUCUGUAAAAUACUGCAAUUAUACUAGCUUGGUCUUCACAGUCUCCACAUCUUAUAUUAAGGUGUGGGACAUCCGCGAUUCUGCUAAGUGUAUCCGAACACUAACGUCUUCAGGCCAGGCGAUGCCAGUAGAUGCAUGUUCUGGCAGUACCAACAGAACAGUGACGAUUCCAGCUGGAGAGAACCAGAUCAACCAGAUCGCUCUCAACCCAACAGGCACGUUUCUGUACGCGGCUGCAGGAAAUGCAGUGAGAAUGUGGGACCUGAAGAGGUUCCAGUCUACAGGGAAACUAACUGGUCACCUGGGCCCUGUUAUGUGCCUUACUGUAGACCGCAUUUCCAAUGGGCAAGAUCUCAUAAUUACUGGCUCAAAGGAUCACUAUAUCAAGAUGUUUGAUGUAACUGAAGGAGCUCUGGGAACUGUAAGCCCUACACACAACUUUGAGCCUCCCCAUUAUGAUGGCAUAGAAGCGCUUACUAUCAUGGGAGACAACCUUUUUAGCGGAUCCAGAGAUAAUGGAAUUAAAAAGUGGGACUUGGCUCAAAAAGACCUCAUCCAGCAAGUUCCUAAUGCCCACAAGGACUGGGUCUGUGCUCUUGGACUUGUGCCCGGUUCCCCCGUGCUUCUCAGCGGCUGCCGCGGGGGCAUUCUGAAGCUCUGGAAUGUAGAUACAUUUGCACCAAUAAGCGAACUCAAGGGACACGACAGUCCCAUCAAUGCCAUCUGCACCAAUUCCGGCCAGAUUUUUACUGCAUCAGACGAUCGGACUGUGAGAAUCUGGAAGGCUCCCUGCAGCUUCGAUGGACAGAUCUCCGAUCCUGGUGAUGCGAGCGAAGAUGUGGCCAGUAAUUAAAGAUGAGCAUUGCAGUGCUAGACUUCAUAGGUACCUGCUUGCAGCUGGAGAGGAAGAAGAAGAUGCAGCUCUUCUGUACCGUUUAAGUGUGUCGUAUUCUGCUGAAACUGCUGCCCUUAAGAACUGCCUUCUGUACUGUAUCUCAAACACUAGUCUGUUGGUGGUAUGCUUGCCUCACAUAUAACGGCUGGAUUUGUGUGCAUUUAUUAGCUUUGUAAGUUGAACAAACUGGAAGCCUUUCGCCCUGGAAUGGUUGUCUCAAGACCUGUAACCUAGGAUGUGAAAGUGCCCUGUGUACCUCACUCUCUGACCCCUUCUGUUCAGCUGAGCUUCACUUUAUGGUUGUAUGGAACGUGCCAGCAUAUCUCUUGUCUCAUUUCCCAAGCCUUUAAUGGAAGAGCAGCGGGGGUCCUAAAAAGUUUACUUAUGUUUUGCUGCUGUAAGAAACUAAGACUGGAGUGUAAGGGAGGGCGGAGUCUUAGUUUGAGACGGAUUACUGCCCUGACUGUGUCAUGCUAACAAUGAAUGCCAUACGACCCGCGUUAGUUGUUAGCAUUAUACUCUUGCUGACCAAAGUUGUGCAGCUGUGUCUACUCUGUGCUCAGGACUAGAAACUAAAAUGCUGUCGAAUUAUUAACAUUUUAUUAGCGCUCUGCCUACCACAGUAUUCUUACAGAAAAACCUUAAUCUAUUUUUCUUAUGUUUCCAUCAUCUCACAAUGUUUUAUUUAAGAGGAAAAACAAGGUGUCCUUCCUUUUUAACAUACUUUGAUAUGCUGCUAAAUAUAUUUUAGAUAUGUUUGUUGAACCUUGGAGUUAGUUAAAAGAACGGUAGCAACUGUGUCAACAAAAGGCCGUGUGUAAAUACAUGGGGUGUAAAGAGAGACUAUCUUAACAGUGUGCCUGUGUGGAUUUUUUUAAUUGCUGUAGAUUUGAGUGUGGAUAUUGAACGAGAGGGUUGUAUAAUUUAUCCAGCUUUUCGGAACAUUCAUUUGUAAAUUCAGCAAGUUUUAGGAACAGUGUUUUAUUGGGUUUGCUGUUGGGUAGAGGAUAUGAACUUGUAAAUGUACGGCUUGUGAUAGUUGAUGCUUACAUUAAAAAAAAAAAGACCCACACAA